AUGCCAGUACAGUCAAUCGAUUGCAGCUAUCGAUACAUUAAUGAAAAACGCCUUAAGGCUUUGAUGCGUAGGCUUUUCCCUUGGCAUGAACGAAGAUUUCAAAGAGUGGUGCGAUGGAUAUUAAUAGAUGUGCCGCGAGAUCUUACAGAGGAAGAGAUCGAGUCGUGCCAAUACUGA
This is a messenger RNA of Sclerotinia sclerotiorum 1980 UF-70, 177 nucleotides long. RefSeq lists its product as hypothetical. The record is from RefSeq and is a predicted model, not a curated record. Lineage: Eukaryota; Fungi; Ascomycota; Leotiomycetes; Helotiales; Sclerotiniaceae. The coding region runs from base 1 to 177 and encodes 58 amino acids. The transcript is spliced from 3 exons.